UGGUUGCCUACGCCUUAGUGCUUGGCUUCGCGCAUGUGCAGUAGAGAGUGGCGCGAGCCAGCAGCUUCCGGCCGAAGAACAUGAUGCAAGGGGAGGCAAAUCCUAGUGCUUCCCUUAUUGACAGAACCAUCAAGAUGAGAAAAGAAACAGAAGCUAAGAAAGUGGUUUUAGCCUGGGGACUCCUAAAUGUAUCUGUGGCUGGAAUGAUAUAUACUGAAAUGACUGGAAAGUUGAUUAGUUCAUAUUAUAAUGUGACAUACUGGCCCCUUUGGUAUAUCGAGCUUGCCCUUGCGUCCCUCUUCAGCCUAAACGCCUUAUUUGAUUUUUGGAGGUAUUUCAAAUAUACUGUGGCACCAACAAGUCUGGUUGUUAGCCCUGGACAGCAAACACUUUUAGGGUUGAAAACAGCUGUUGUACAGACUACUCCUCCACACGAUCUGGCAGCAACCCAAAUCCCUCCCUCGCCACCUUCUCCUUCAAUUCAGGGUCAGAGCGUGUUGAGCUAUAGCCCAUCUCGUUCACCCAGUACCAGCCCCAAGUUCACCACCAGCUGUAUAACCGGAUACAGCCCUCAGCUGCAAGGUCUGUCAUCAGGUGGCAGCAGUUCCUAUAGCCCUGGAGUGACUUACUCUCCCAUCAGUGGUUAUAAUAAGUUGGCAAGCUAUAGUCCUUCUCCUUCUUCUCCAUACCCUACAACUGUCGGACCAGUGGAGGGCAGUGGGUUGAGAUCUCGCUACCGUUCUUCACCCACCGUCUAUAACUCGCCUACUGACAAAGAAGACUACAUGACAGACCUACGAACUUUGGAUACUUUUCUUAGAAGUGAAGAAGAGAAACAGCAUAGAGUUAAGCUGGGGAGUCCAGAUUCUACCUCGCCUUCCACCAGUCCUACCUUCUGGAACUACAAUCGUUCCAUGGGAGAUUAUGCACAGACUUUGAAGAAGUUUCAGUAUCAGCUUGCCUGUAGGUCUCAGGCCCCGUGUGCUAACAAAGAUGAGGCUGAUCUCAGUUCUAAACAAGCUGCAGAGGAGGUUUGGGCAAGAGUGACUAUGAAUAGACAACUUCUUGAUCAUAUGGAUUCGUGGACAGCUAAGUUCAGAAAUUGGAUCAAUGAGACAAUAUUAGUGCCACUGGUACAAGAGAUUGAGUCUGUCAGCACACAGAUGAGACGAAUGGGCUGUCCCGAGCUUCAGAUAGGAGAGGCUAGCAUUACUAGCUUGAAGCAAGCUGCUCUGGUCAAAGCUCCUCUCAUCCCGACUUUGAACACGAUUGUGCAGUAUCUAGACCUUACACCCAAUCAGGAAUACUUGUUCGAAAGGAUUAAAGAACUUUCUCAGGGAGGCUGUAUGAGUUCAUUUAGGUGGAAUAGAGGUGGAGACUUCAAAGGACGGAAGUGGGAUACAGACCUGCCCACUGACUCAGCUAUCAUCAUGCAUGUAUUUUGCACCUACCUUGAUUCCAGAUUGCCUCCCCAUCCUAAGUACCCUGACGGGAAGACAUUUACUUCUCAGCACUUUGUUCAGACACCAAAUAAACCAGAUGUGACAAAUGAGAAUGUUUUUUGCAUCUAUCAGAGUGCUAUCAACCCUCCUCAUUAUGAGCUAAUCUACCAGCGUCAUGUGUACAAUCUUCCAAAGGGCCGAAAUAAUAUGUUUCAUACAUUGUUAAUGUUUCUCUACAUCAUAAAAACCAAAGAGUCAGGAAUGCUUGGGAGAGUUAAUCUUGGUCUAUCCGGUGUGAAUAUUUUGUGGAUUUUUGGCGAGUAAUGUGGGUCGUUUUUAAUUCCAAACAUUAGGACUUUUAUUUGAUGGAACCAGGAGUUGAAUCUAAGCAUCUCUGAGUCACUGUGUCUUUUGAAAUAAGAUACAUAUGUGUGUGUUAACAGACUCUUUUAGAUUUAACGAAAAAUUAGCUAUUUUGAAACUUCUUGUUAAAGUAUUUCCUGUGUUCUCUACACCAAAAGACAUUACCUUCACUUUUUUUUAUU
This is a messenger RNA of Panthera uncia (snow leopard), 1987 nucleotides long. RefSeq names its product transmembrane protein 209 (gene TMEM209). Gene Ontology annotation, cellular component: membrane. NCBI's taxonomy places the organism in Eukaryota, Metazoa, Chordata, Mammalia, Carnivora, Felidae. Bases 81 to 1766 code for a protein of 561 amino acids. The record is from RefSeq and is a predicted model, not a curated record. The transcript has 15 exons.